AGGGAGAGAGAGGGGAGUGCGUCGUGCCUGUGCGCUGUUCACAUGGCCUCCAUGCCCUCCUCGGGGCCUCACCACCACCACCACCACGGCCACCACCACGGCCACCACCACCCGCCGCCGCCGCCGCCGCCUCAGGCGGAGAGCGACCCCCCGAAGCUCGCCUCGCGGCAGCAUGAUCCAAUGGACACCGAUAAGGAAGCGUCACCCGCUAUUAUCGAGAAUAACGAUGCCGUCACUGGUCAGAUUAUUUCAACCACAAUCGGUGGGAAAAAUGGUGAACCCAAGCAGACCAUCAGCUAUAAGGCGGAACGUGUUGUUGGCACUGGAUCUUUUGGAGUAGUUUUCCAGGCAAAGUGCUUGGAAACUGGAGAAAUGUUUGCCAUAAAGAAGGUUUUGCAGGACAAACGCUAUAAAAAUCGAGAGCUGCAGCUAAUGCGUUUAAUGGAUCACCCAAAUGUUGUUUCGUUGAAACAUUGCUUCUUCUCUACUACCAGUAGAGAUGAGUUGUUUCUGAAUUUGGUCAUGGAGUACGUACCUGAAAAUAUGUAUCGGGUUCUGAAGCAUUACAGCAGUAUGAACCAGAGGAUGCCGCUUAUUUAUGUGAAACUCUAUACAUAUCAAAUAUUUCGAGGGCUAGCGUACAUUCAUAAUGUUCCAGGGGUUUGCCACAGAGAUGUGAAGCCACAAAACCUUCUGGUUGAUACUCUGACCCACCAAGUCAAGCUUUGUGAUUUUGGGAGUGCAAAAGUUCUUGUUAAGGGUGAAGCUAAUAUAUCAUACAUAUGCUCUCGUUACUAUCGGGCUCCGGAGCUUAUAUUUGGUGCGACAGAAUACACGACAUCGAUUGACAUUUGGUCAGCGGGUUGUGUUCUUGCUGAGCUUCUCCUUGGUCAGCCAUUAUUUCCUGGAGAAAAUGCGGUAGACCAACUUGUAGAGAUUAUCAAGGUUCUCGGUACACCCACUCGAGAAGAAAUUCGAUGCAUGAAUCCAAACUACACAGACUUCAGAUUUCCCCAAAUCAAGGCUCAUCCUUGGCACAAGGUAUUUCACAAGAGGAUGCCUCCUGAAGCGAUUGACCUUGCAUCACGACUGCUUCAGUAUUCACCUAGUCUUCGCUGUACUGCCCUGGAAGCAUGUGCCCAUCCUUUCUUUGAUGAGUUGCGUGAGCCAAAUUCACGGCUUCCUAAUGGUCGCCCUCUUCCGCCUCUGUUCAACUUUAAACAAGAAUUGGCUGGGGCUUCACCUGAAUUGAUUAACAGGCUGAUACCAGAGCAUGUGAGGAGGCAGAACAUUCUCAAUUUCCCUCAUCCAGCUAAUGCAUAAGCGUAGAAUGUGAAACAAGGAGUCGAUCAUCCAGUACUUGAUGGAAGUGAACAUAACCGAGGACCAUCUAUGUGUUCUGCAGUUUCAGCCCUGCAAUCAGCUUUUCGCGCCCUGCAAGUUGUGGGAAUGGUGAUAUCUCAGCUUUUAGCAUGGAAAGUGGUUGACUGUCUUCUCAUGUCGUUCUAGCAAAGAAAGAUAGUAUUUCCUUGGAUGUACAUCAUUUUGAUCCUAAACUCUAGAAACCUUAGGAGUAUAAAAAAUGUGACGCUAUUUAUGUCUAGUUAUGUAGGGGCUUUACAGACCCAAAAAGGAGCUUAAGUUGCUCAUUUAAGUUAGCAUGGCUUCCUUUUUUAAUAUGAUGAAGAAGAAUAUG
Molecule: messenger RNA, 1696 nt
Organism: Syzygium oleosum
Lineage: Eukaryota; Viridiplantae; Streptophyta; Magnoliopsida; Myrtales; Myrtaceae
Product: shaggy-related protein kinase eta
Exons: 12
Coding region: 43-1323 (426 amino acids)
Biological process (GO): signal transduction; protein phosphorylation
Cellular component (GO): cytoplasm
Molecular function (GO): protein serine/threonine kinase activity; ATP binding
Source: RefSeq, a predicted model, not a curated record